This is a messenger RNA of Echinostoma caproni, 981 nucleotides long. The record is from the annotation of a GenBank genome assembly. NCBI's taxonomy places the organism in Eukaryota, Metazoa, Platyhelminthes, Trematoda, Plagiorchiida, Echinostomatidae.
GAUGUCAAACACGACAUUACGCACAACUCUGAUCACGGGGACUGGCGAAUGGCAAAAAUGGUCGAAGAAAAUUCGGUUUUAGUGCAGAAGCGCAUCAAAUCUUGGUUGUUGUUGAAAGAAAAACAACGGGGCUACCAAGCUGUCGCACGUCAUUACAAACACGCGCUGAAUCGAAUGUUUUUACAAUUAAAUCACUCAGCGUUGAUCAUCGUCGAGGACGAUUUGGAUGUGGCCAGUGAUUUUUUCCAAUAUUUUGCCGGCACGCUUCCCUUACUCAUGGCCAAUCAGAAUUUGUUUUGUGUAUCUGCAUGGAAUGAUAAUGGUCGACCAGAUUUGAUUGACCUUAAACGAUCGGACUUAUUAUACAGAACUGAUUUCUUCGCAGGUUUGGGCUGGAUGUUGCUACGCAGUUUUUGGUUGGAAAUUCAUGCCGGUUGGCCCGAUAUAUUCUGGGACGAAUAUUUACGUAAGCCGUAUGUCCGCAAGAAUCGCGCAUGUCUGCGACCCGAAGUAGGUCGCACUACCACAUUUGGUCGAAUGGGAAUUUCACGGGGUCAGUUUUUCGACAAAUAUCUUAGCACAAUGCGUUUGAAUCAUGAUUGGCAAAAUUUCGUCCAAAUGAAUUUGACCUAUCUUCACGAGCCGGGUGAUUUGCCCAACAUUUCAACCACACCUACUGAGCGAAUUCGAGUGACCUAUCAUUCUCAGGCCGAUUUUGAUCGGAUCGCAAUUAAGUUAAACUUAAUGCGGGACAUCAAGUCCGGUGUUAUGCGUAAUGCGUUUGCUGGUGUUGUGCCAACGAAGUGGAAAGAUCAGUGGAUUUAUAUAAAUAAAGUGUUUUCGGCUAAUCCGGUUUCCACCAUUGACAAUAGGCGUAAUAAAAUCACAAAGGGUAUUAUCUGCGAACAGCAGCUAGAUGAAAGUACGGUCAUUGAGGUGAUUUUCUGGUUUCGUAUGCGUGAUCAGAUUGCAAACAAAUAA